CAGGUGCCGGCUGUGCCACUGACUGCAGCGCUGGUCUGGCAGAUCUGACAACUGGCGCCUGCGUGAAUAAUUGGCAGCUGACGAAGCAGGAUGGCAACAGUCUGUUCUUCGCCACGUCCUUUAAUGAGGAGGUGAAUCUGAGGUAUCACGGAGAUCGCAGCUGGAUGGUCAACUACUUCGAUCAGUGGCUCCUUGAACGGGCGAGCGGGAAUAGCACGGUGCCAGGAAGCCCCUGUCCCUUCAGCGUUUCGAGCACCGACUCCGAAGCUCGACAGUGCAAAAAGAAGGCCAGUUACCUGAUGCCUGAGAGCUGGUUGCAGUCCAUGAUGGCCAAAUUCACCAUGGAGUACCAGGUCCAGUUUCCGGACUCCUUCGCGCACGCGAUGUCGGGGAAGGCCAUGAUGGAGACCGACGGCAUGACCACGGUCCUGAAGAACACGGCAGGGGAGACCAUCCGGGAGAUCGCCGCCGGUGAGGUCAUUUCGGUCUCGGUGCAGGAGGCAUUGUCCAUCGCCGGACUCAGCACUUCGGACUCCAUCGAGGAGCAGGCAGAUUUGCCCAACAAUAUGCAGAGGGCGAAGAUUGCAGCGGUGGGAGCCACUGUGCUCUUCCAUAUGGAGGUGAGUAACACAGGUGACUUAGGAGCGCCGGUGAAUGAGAUCACCAUCCAAGGUAUCCCGGGCUUUGUCACACAGAAGGAAACCGAUUUGCUUGACUUUGAUGGCAGCAUGCGAGUUCGAACCUACAGCGGCAUCCGCUUCAAGUUCAACUACCGGGGCACGUUCACCUGGUUCCGCAUGGACAAGUUCGUCUAUGUCUUCACCAUGUGUGUGGUGUGGCUCCAGCUGCCGGGCAUGAUCUUCUUCUCCUUCGCCUUGCGAUGCCUUGGCACGCUCUCGGAGGCGCUGGCGGGCUACACCUACGAGCACAUCGACUUCACCAAAGAAGUCAUUGGUGUGGCUGCACGGAACAUGGCCUACGGCUUCAGUCAAGAAGACACCAGCGAUCUGCACGAGGAGUCUGGGCAGGGAAAGCUAGUCUAUGGCAUGUCCUUGAGACAAGUCCGCCGGAGACUGCACCACAUCCUCAAUGGUCAUCCGACGCUGACGGGACCCGAGCGCAAGCUCUUCACGGAGUUCUUCUUAGCCAACGCCACGGGCUCGUUGCCCACUACGGGGCGGGAUGCCGUCACCUAUGAGACCUACAUGCAGCACCUUUGUUCGAACGAGAACAUGAAGAGUUUCAUGGAUGUGGUCUCCAUUAUCGAUCCGGUGGGCGCCAACAAGAAUGCCUUGGAAUAUGUCUUUACAGACAAGACGGUGAAGGCUCUACAUGAGCUGGCCGCCAAACGCCGAAAGUCGGGCGACACCGACACCCAAAUGGUUCACGACACGAAGAUGAUCGUGUUGAACCGGUUGAAGCUCCAAGCCAGCAUUUGGGCAGCUCAGAGGUGUAAUCUUACCCGAUGUCAGUUGGGCCAGGAGGCAUUAGAGGCGCAGUUGGAGAAACUGCAGGGUGCGGGGCUAACGCUGCACGACUUCGCCUCCAAACUCAGUGGCGCCGCAUCACCGGAGCCGCCGCCGCUGAAGACAUCGCGGACCGCGGAGCGACUUGUUUGACGCGGCUCAAAGGAAGCCACGGACCGUGGAAAUCCGGGGACGGG
Cladocopium goreaui is the source of this 1663-nucleotide messenger RNA. Lineage: Eukaryota; Dinophyceae; Suessiales; Symbiodiniaceae. The record is from the annotation of a GenBank genome assembly.